Schistosoma rodhaini is the source of this 1974-nucleotide messenger RNA. Lineage: Eukaryota; Metazoa; Platyhelminthes; Trematoda; Strigeidida; Schistosomatidae. The record is from the annotation of a GenBank genome assembly.
AUGGUCCUGAAGGUACUAAAUACGUUCACGCGCUACUAUAAAUAUGCGAUUCCUGCAUUUGGAUAUCGAAAUCAGUUUACCGGGCAAAAUAUAGUAUUUGAUAAAUCUGUUAAAGAAAAACAACGUGCACGAUCAGCACUUACUGAUGAUCCUCACAUGUAUGACUACAUACGUGAAGAAGUUGCCGACCGAUUAGCUGACCGCCUAAAUGAUAUAUCAAGAAAAUUCGAUGUCGCUUUGGAUAUUGGUUGUGGUCGAGGGCAUUUAUCUCAGUUUAUCACAUCAGAUAAUAUCGGGGUUCUCUACCAACUAGACAGUUCAUCUGAGGUCUUAGUAUGUCUCUUUUUUAAACAGAUUAAACCAUCUGCGGAAGUUUGUACGUAUAACAUAAAUUGCCAUGAGUACUGUUUACCUUUUCGACCAAAUACUCUAGAUUUAGUUUUAAGCUCUAUGAGCUUACACUGGAUAAACGAUCUACCUGGUUUAUUAAAGCAAAUAUUAACUUGUUUGCGUAAUGAUGGAUGCUUAUUAGGUGUGAUGCCAGCAAUGGAUACAUUGUAUGAAUUGCGUGUAUCAUUACAAUUAGCUGAAUUAGAAAGAUUAGGCGGAAUCUCAUCGCAUAUUAGUCCAUUCGUGGAUAGUGUAGAUAUGGCUAAUUUGUUACAAUCUGCCGGAUUCAAUUUAAUCACAUUAGAUAUCGAUGAAAUUGUCAUUCAUUAUCCAGAUAUAUUUGCAUUAAUGAAUGAUCUACGAUUUAUGGGUGAAUCCAAUGCUACUGUUCAUAGACCAUUACGUUUGAAUCGUGAUGUUUUAUUUGCAGCUUCUGCAAUUUACAAUGAGAAAUUCAGUGUUCCUCGUGAAGGUGAAGAAAAUGAACGCUGUAUUCCGGCAACCUAUCGGCUGUUAUAUUUUAUUGGAUGGAAACCUGAUCCUUCUCAAGUAAGUGACCAUUGUUCGUUAUGUGUUGACUGAAGUAUUUUUAAACUGUUGAAUCCUAGUCGAACACCAAGGAAUACAUCUUAAUGAAUCCAAGUCAAACUGUAUUUUAAGGUACUCCAAGUCCCUACUAAUUGUGAAUAUAUGAUUAAUUAUUCAGUGAAGUGGUGAUAUCCUCCCUGUAUGCACAUUUGUAACCUUAGUGUAAUAUAUGACCUUACUCAUUUAUAAAAUAAAUACCCUUUAUAGAUACUCUUCUCUGCUAUGUUUCUUAACUUAGUGAUAACAAGAAAAUUGUUAAAUGAAAUUUAAUUCAAUCAAAUUCAGCAAUCAAGUACCGAUUCUUAUAAUCGUCUUUCAGUCAUACUUUUUGUCUAAGUGUUUCUAACGCUAUCCAGCUGCCCCACACUAAAAUAAGAGAAGCAGAGUUCGGACUUGUAUCCUAUUGAUUAAAUGCUUAAUGAUUAAGUUACUGCUUCACUUCAAUGAGUUGAUUGUUUCAACUUCUUUGCUAUUCAUCUUACUAGUUUUAUUUCACCCUGCUUAUAUGGUGGUAUAGCAACUUUGGCUGACGAACAUUUGUACUGGGCUCCCUGUGUUAAUUAUGACUGACUAACUCAAACUAGUCCUGAAUCAGUAUUUUUUUAUUUAGAGAAAAUUUAUAUGCACAAUAUGUUACUGUCAAAUAAACAAAAAUGAAUUAACGGUGAUAUGAUGCUCCACAUUUAGCUGUAAAAGUAAACUGACAUAAUUUGGGUAACUUUAAUUAAUUUUUGAGAUUAUUGAUAGUUUUUAUGAUCACAAAAUCUUUUGGCUAGAACAUCUGCAUCUCACUCUACUUAAAACAAAAUUUAGUGACCAUAUUUUUACUCCAUUUUUUGAUCUGAUCACUUUUAAUCUUUAUUUUUUCAUUUCUAAAUCAUUGAUUAAGUAUUAAGGUUUCCUUUUAAAUGAGACAAAACAGGUAAUUUAUUCAACUAAUAAUUACAUCAUUCCUGCUUUUGUUUUCUUAUAGAGUAAACCUCUUCCUCGUGGUAG